GCGAGCAGACCCGGAAGGAAAGGGAUGAUCACGACCGCUGACCCUUGUCCUGGUGCACGCCUUGUUAAUUAUAUAUGGAGGAUACGCUUCAAGUCAGCAAGACCUUCUUAUCCAACUAUUGAUGAUCUUAUAACCCCUGAGGAGAAGGACAAACUAUUCACUGCUAUUGGUUACAGCGGGAGCAUGCAUAACUUGACUUUGCCCAAGAAGUAUGUUGCCUAUAUAAUGACCUUGAAGUUGGUAAGCACUUCUAUUGUAAUCAGAGAAAACAAAAAUAUUCCUGAAAUCCUAAAAAUCCAGAUCAUUGGCCUGGGCACCCAAGUAUGCCAGCGACCGGGAGCACAAGCCCUUAAGGUAGAAGCAAAGUUAGAACACUGGUAUAUCACAGGUCCGAGACAGCAGGAUACUGUGCCAUCCCUUGUGGCUUCCAUUGGCGACACUGCAUCAUCCUUGCUUAAAAUUGAGUUUGAAACCAAUCCAGAGAACAGCCUUGCUGACCAGACGCUGACCGUCCAGUCCCAGCCCGUGGAGGUCAUCUACGAUGCUAAAACCAUCAAUGCAGUGGUUGAUUUCUUUCAGUCAAAUAGGGGAUUGGAUCUUGAGCAAAUAACAUCAGCUACUUUGAUGAAGCUGGAAGAAAUUAAAGAGAGAACAGCUACUGGACUUACACAUAUAAUUGAGACUCGAAAAGUUCUUGAUUUAAGGAUAAAUCUGAAGCCUUCUUAUCUAAUAGUUCCACAGACAGGCUUCCACCAUGAAAAGUCAAAUCUUCUCAUUUUAGAUUUUGGUACAUUUCAGCUCAACAGUAAAAGUCAAGGUCUACAGAAGACUACCAGUUCAUCUUUGGAAGAAAUAAUGGAUAAAGAAUAUGACAAGUUUGAUGUUGAAAUAAAGAGUGUGCAACUACUCUUUGCAAGAGCAGGGGAAAACUGGAAGAAGUGCCGUUUUCAGCACCCGUCCACUAUGCAUAUACUGCAGCCCAUGGAUAUUCAUGUGGAGCUAGCCAAGGCGAUGGUAGAGAAGGACACGAGAAUGGCCAGAUUUAAAGCAUCAGGAGGACUUCCUUUGAUGCAUGUGAGGAUUUCAGACCAGAAGAUGAAAGAUGUGCUGUGUUUGAUUAACAGUAUACCUUUGCCACAGAAAUCAUCAACUCAAUCUCCAGAGAGACAGGUAUCGUCAGUUCCUGUUGCUUCAAGUGGGACAAAAGUUCUCCUUGGUACUUCAUUAUUGCUGAGUGAAAUGGAUUCAGAGUCUGACGAUGAGUAUUUCGACGCUGAAGACGGUGCCUCCCAGGUGCCUAGAGGUGCGCCAGGCUCCGAACCCCGAAAGGCUGCGGAGGUUCCGAACGAGGCCCUCGUUAAUCUUCUGCUCAAGUUUGAAGUUAAAGAAGUAAUUUUGGAAUUUACUAAACAACAGAAAGAAGAAGAUACAAUUCUAGUAUUUAAUGUUACUCAGUUAGGAACAGAGGCCACAGUGAGAACUUUCGACCUAACUGUGGUGUCUUAUUUAAAGAAGAUCAGCUUGGAUUACCAUGAAAUUCAAGGAUCAAGAAAAAAGCCCCUUAACUUGAUUAGCUCUUCUGACAAACCUGGGUCAGAUCUUUUAAAAGUAGAGUAUAUUAAGGCUGAUAAGAGUGGACCUAGUUUUCAAACCACUUUUGAAAAAACUGAACAGACAUUUAAGAUGAUUCUGAAAGACAAAACAUGACCUUGAAGGCCAAGAUCACAGACCCGGAAGUGGUGAUUGUGGCCAGCCUGAGCAGGGCGGACGCUCCUGCGCUGUCGGCCUCCUUCCAGUGUAAGCUCUGUGUGUCUGCAUCUGGGCUGGAGCAGGUGACGGAGGCAUCCAUCAAAGACCUGAGAGUGCUCGCUUGUCCUUUCCUCAGAGAGAAGAGGGGGCAAACCAUCACCACAGUCUUGCAGCCAUGCUCUUUAUCUAUGGAAAAAUGUACCUGGGCCUCGGGAAAACAGAAUAUCAAUAUUAUGGUUAAAGAAUUUAUAAUUAAGAUUUCACCCAUCAUUCUGAAUACUGUGAUGACAAUAAUGGCUGCCAUGUCUCCAAAGACGAAAGAGGAUGAAUCGAGAGACACAUCCAAGGAAAUGGAAAGUCUUUGGGAUAUCAAGUCUAUUGAUGAUUAUAAUUCUUGGUUUCUUGGUGUUGACAUGGCAACCGAAGCAACAGAAAGUUUCAGAGCGAUGGAUCAUCCACUGAUAGUGGAAAACUGUGCUGUUGCUGUGGAAUCGGUCCAAGUCACUCUAGAAUGUGGCCUUGGGCACCGAACUGUGCCUUUACUAUUGGCAGAGUCCAAGUUUUCAGGAAAUAUUAAGAAUUGGACUUCCCUGUUGGCUGCUACUGCUGAUGUGACACUGCAGGUUCACUAUUACAAUGAGAUUCAUGCUGUGUGGGAGCCAUUGAUCGAGCGAAUAGAGGGGAAGAAACAAUGGAACUUAAAGCUUGAUGUAAAGAAGAACCCGAUCCAGGAUAAAAGUUUGAUACCAGGAGAUGAUUUUAUUCCUGAGCCCAAAAUGGCAAUUUAUAUUUCUUCAGCAGACACAAUGAAUAUAACAAUAUCCAAAACGUGUCUCAAUGUUUUCAGCAAUUUAGCAAAAGGUUUUUCGGAGGGCACUGCUUCUACUUUUGAUUACUCUUUAAAAGACAGAGCUCCGUACGGUCAGAAAUGCUGUAGGUGUUCCCAGGAAGGUGCAGCUCAGUCGUAACCUGAGAGUGAUGGGCUCCCCAGGGAAGAGCGAUGUCUAUGGUGUGGAUGCCGGUCAGCAUCUGGAACUGGAGUAUGCCAGCACGGAACCUUCCUCUCAAGGGAAGCUGUCUGUGCUGAGCCGUCAGGAGAGUUCCUUCUUCACGCUGACUUUCGUACCACAUGGAUACACAGAGGUUGCCAAUGUCCCUGUUGCCCGACCUGGAUGGCAGUUGUACAAUGUGCGGAAUCCCCACGCCAAUUACUCAGACUCCAUCUUGGUACAGAUUGAUGCCACCGAAGGGAAUAAAGUCAUCACCCUCCGCUCUGCGCUGCAGAUUAAAAACCACUUCUCUGUUCCAUUUAUUAUCUAUAAACUGGUUAAGAAUGUUAAACUUCUGGAGCGCAUUGGAACAGUCAGCCCCGAAGAGGAGUUCCAUGUCCCUUUAGAGUCGUAUAGAUCUCAGUUGUUUAUCCAGCCAGCUGGGGACUUAGAGCAUCAGUACAAAGAGUCGACCACCUACAUCCCCUGAAAGGAGGAGCUGCACAGGAGCAGUUCCGUAACAGGCAGGCUGCAGUGUCCGGCGGUGCAGCGCAGCUUCCUGCCGCUAGUUGUGAACACGGUUGCCGAGCCGGACGAGUUGAGCCACAUCAGCGCACACGGGGAGGAUUGGAACCCAGCGUACAUCAUUCACCUCUACCCUUCUCUCACACUGCGGAAUCUGCUCCCCUAUUCCCUAAGAUACUUACUGGAGGUGUGUCUCUUGUAUUUGGUUUGGAUUCCAGCAUUGCACAAAGUGAAUUCUAGUUUAUUUCGUGGUAUUUUUAGCUGAAGUCAGUGUUUUGUAUACCAUACUUACAGUGUUUUAAAAGUGUUAAUGAAAGCAAGACUGGAACUAGCAUCUGCUUUGUGUUAGGCACUGUCCUGUGACUUCACAUGUUUAAUCCUUCUAUGGUGGAUAUUAAUGAACCUCUGUACUGCUGGGGAAACUGAGUCAUGCAGGGGUUACAUAGGCGGCCAAGUCUCACAGCUAGUCAGUGGAAGAGCUGGGAUUUAUGCCUGUGUGGUUUGGCUCCUUGUUCUUUACCACUUUCUCUGUUGCAUCUGCCAUAAAUUUAAGAGCCAUUAUUAUUACUUUAUUAAUUUAAGUAAAAUUUUCAUUAUUUGCAAAGGAGAAAAUCUAAUGAGAAUAUUUCACCUUAAAGUUUUACUUAUGUAUUUAUGAGUCAGUAGCUCACUUAGUAGUGCUGGCUGGCCUUGAAUUCACUGUGGACUGAGACUCACAGUAAUCCUCUUGCCUCAGCCUCCCAAAGUACUGGGUUACAUAAAGUUUUUAUUCUAAAGUUAAUAUUACAAUUAUUUAGUCCAAGGUUUCUACUAAAAAUAACAGAAUUACUGUCUUGGGAAAUAAUAAGCAGCAUUUUGUAGCAGUGGUAUAUGGUAAAUAUUUUAAAGUUUGUACAUACUAUGUUAUAUUAAGAUGCAGAAACUGUAAUAUCAGGUCUUGGAGUAUAGCUCUGUAGUAAAGAGUUCGCUUUAGCAUGUGAGAGACCUUGAGUUCAAGCCCGAGCAUGGUGCAAAAAACAAAAAAAACUGGUUACCUAUGUUGUUAUUUUCUGUUACCUAGUCAUGAACUAUUUCUGAAUUAUGCAGUUAAUUAAAUCAACUGAAUAGUGGAUAAAGAGAAGAAUAGUUUAUAAAUAAAAAGUAUAAAAUAAUAA
Molecule: messenger RNA, 4417 nt
Organism: Cavia porcellus (domestic guinea pig)
Lineage: Eukaryota; Metazoa; Chordata; Mammalia; Rodentia; Caviidae
Product: intermembrane lipid transfer protein VPS13C-like
Exons: 23
Coding region: 25-1707 (560 amino acids)
Biological process (GO): mitochondrion organization; protein retention in Golgi apparatus; protein targeting to vacuole
Cellular component (GO): extrinsic component of membrane
Source: RefSeq, a predicted model, not a curated record